AUGCGUCCUUCAUUAUCAGCAGCGCACGCUGUGCGCGCUGUCCGCUCGACAUCCUCAUCUCGCCUGAACAUCGUUCGUCCCGCCCUCUCCGCCCUUCCUUCAUGCUCUGCGUCUUCCUCGGCCGUCACCCCCAGGCAGCAGUCCCAAGUCGCCGGACGUCGCACCUUCUUCUCGCUUCCGGACAUUAGCAAGCUGGCUGGACUCGUCCCGGGCCAGCAACCUAGUGGUGGCGUGCAGAAUGAUGGAGAGGAACAGCGGUUUCAGGCCAGAAAGGUUUUCCCCGUGACGCUUCCGCCCACUCUACCUCUCGACCUCAAGAUGAUCCCCGCCAUUCGGGGACAUUGCGUCACCUUCCCUUCCUGCUUUCUCGUCUGCUGCAAGCUGUCCUAUUCUGGAACUGGAGCCCAAGCUGACCCCAGGUACACCCCCGCGCAGCUGUACGAGCUAGUCUCCGACGUGCCAGCCUACGUGACGUUCAUCCCCUUCUGCACCGAGAGCACGGUGCUCACCAAGGACGGACGGCCGAACCACGCCUGGAAGCCGGGCCAGGACCCGUUUGAGGUCGAGGCGGAGCUGGCCGUGGGAUUCGGGGGACUGGAGGAGCGGUACAUUUCCAACGUUGUCGGUGUGCCCUUUGAGCGUGUCUCGGCCACAGCAUCCGAGACGACCCCUCUGUUCAAAAACCUCGUCACGACAUGGAGCUUCACGCCCGCCGGCCCCUCAUCUACCAUUCUCAGCAUCGACCUCGUGUUCGCGUUUGCGAACCCGCUGCACCGUAUUGCGUCUCAGGCUGUUCUGCCCAAGGUGGCGGAGAAGAUGGUCGAGGCGUUCGAGACGAGGGCGAACGAGGCCACCCUCGAGCUUCACCAGAUACUCUCAGCCCUCUCCUAG
Trichosporon asahii var. asahii CBS 2479 is the source of this 891-nucleotide messenger RNA. RefSeq lists its product as uncharacterized. Gene Ontology annotation, molecular function: ubiquinone binding. Gene Ontology annotation, biological process: cellular respiration; ubiquinone biosynthetic process. The transcript has 4 exons. The record is from RefSeq and is a predicted model, not a curated record. Lineage: Eukaryota; Fungi; Basidiomycota; Tremellomycetes; Trichosporonales; Trichosporonaceae. The coding region runs from base 1 to 891 and encodes 296 amino acids. Gene Ontology annotation, cellular component: mitochondrion.